Schizosaccharomyces japonicus yFS275 is the source of this 1512-nucleotide messenger RNA. Its product is annotated as cobW. The record is from RefSeq and is a predicted model, not a curated record. The transcript has 2 exons. NCBI's taxonomy places the organism in Eukaryota, Fungi, Ascomycota, Schizosaccharomycetes, Schizosaccharomycetales, Schizosaccharomycetaceae. Bases 1 to 1512 code for a protein of 503 amino acids.
AUGACCCAGGAAAAACGUCUUCCAGUAGCGAUUUUGUCAGGCUUUCUCGGUAGCGGAAAAACCACUUUGCUUCAACAUAUCCUAACUUCGGAUGAACAUAAACUGAAGUGUGCUGUUCUUAUCAAUGAUGUUGCUGAAGUAAAUGUUGAUGCUGGUAUUGUACAGAGACAUCGUGUCGAUCAGAAGGCGGAGAAAGUCAUCCAAUUGCAGAAUGGAUGUAUCUGCUGUACUUUACGAGAAGACGUUUUGGAGGAAGUCGCCGAACUUGUUCGUGAUGGCGGGUUCGACUACCUUAUCAUUGAAAGUACAGGUGUCGCUGAGCCCAUGCAGACGGCAGAAGCCUUUACUAAAGAAUACAGUGAUUCGCUUCUUGAAGUGAUCCAAGAAACCGAGGGACAAGAACGGUCAUUAGAGCUCUCUCUAAAAAUUGAUGCCUGUAUUACCGUUGUCGAUGCACACACCUUUUUGGAAGAUUUCAAUACCGCCGAUAUGCUCAGUGGUAGAUAUGGUGAUAGUGUUGACAAGGAUGACGAACGCAAUAUUACAGACCUGCUUGUUGAUCAAAUCGAAUUCGCAAACGUCAUUAUUUUGAACAAAUGUGAUAUGGUUUCGCCAAGCGUAAAGGCCGAAAUAACAAAAAUCAUAACCGCCAUGAAUCCUUCAGCUACGGUAAUCCCAACUUCUUAUGCAAAAGUGAAUCUCAGGGAAGUGCUGAACACCGGCAGAUUCAGUUUUAUCGAAGCGGCAACCGGCGCCGGUUGGCUUCAGAGUUUGAGAAAUUCAAGCAUCCACAAACUGAACGGCAAAUACAAAUUGUCACCCAAGCCUGAGACAGCGGAAUAUGGAAUCUACACUUUUGUCUACCGGGCACGCAGGCCUUGCCAUCCAAAGAGGCUGUGGGAUUUUAUGACAAGUGUCUUCGUAAUGCAGCAAAUUACGAUGGAAGAAGAAGAGGAAGAAGCAGACGCUAUGCAACAAGACCCAAAUGAAGAUCAAAACAUAGUUACUGAAAACGGCGCUGACGAAGAUGAUGCUAUGGAUGACGCUAUGGAUGAUGCAGACGAAGAGGAAAUCAAUAUCCCCGAACGUUUGGAGAAACGGAAGAGUCAUCCCCUUUUCAGCAAACUAUUCCGCUCUAAAGGUGUGUUUUGGCUUGCAACAAGACAGAAUCAAAUGGGAGAGUGGUCACAGGCCGGCGCCAUGUUAACAAUCAACGGAGGCGGUGAAUGGUACUGCGUGACACCAGAAGAAGAUUGGCCGUCAUCUGAGCGUGGACGCAAGGCGGUUUUGGCCGACUUUGAAGGCAAGUACGGUGAUCGCCGACAAGAGAUUGUGUUUAUUGGUGAACGGAUUAACCCUGAAGAAAUCACAAAAGUUUUAAACGAGACACUUUUAACUGACGAGGAAAUGUCGAGAUGGGAGGCAAUUGUGAACAACAAUAAGCUUACCGGAGCCGAACAGUCGAUCGCGUUGUGUAAUGAAUUCGAAGACGGAUUCGAAGAUUGGGAUUAG